GUUUACUUUUUAACAGUAACAGUGCGGUUUCUGCCGAUUAAGUCGUGUGGUGUUAAUCACGGGAUUUAUUUAAAGGUCCGAACGGAGUGAAAAUAACAUCUGAAGAGACUUUUAUCUUCCUCUCUUCCUAUAACUGAGAGCCAGCCACUGAAUUUUAGAAUGCAUUUGGUGGCACUUCUCUUCAUCUCUGCGCUCCCUGUGGCUGCCUUUGCCCUCGACAAUGGAGUGAUGAGGACCCCUCCCAUGGGCUGGUUGGCAUGGGAGCGAUUCCGCUGUGACAUUGACUGUGAACAUGACCCCAAGAACUGCAUCAGUGAGAAUCUGUUCAUCGACAUGGCAGACAGACUCGCAGAGGAUGGCUGGAGGGAGCUUGGGUACGUCUAUGUGAACAUAGACGACUGCUGGUCCUCCAUGGAGAGAGAUGAGAAGGGACGACUGCAGCCUGACCCUAAAAGGUUCCCUGGAGGCAUCCCGAAACUGGCCCGCUACCUGCAUGACAGGGGUCUCAAGCUGGGGAUCUACGGGGACAUGGGCACACACACCUGUGGGGGCUACCCCGGUACCCCACUGGACAAGAUCGAGAUAGACGCUCAGACCUUCGCUGACUGGGAGGUGGAUAUGCUUAAAUUUGACGGCUGUUAUUCUAAUGCCACAGAGCAGGAGCAGGGUUACCCUCUCAUGUCAAAGGCUUUAAAUGCUACGGGCCGUCCCAUUGGCUACUCCUGCAGUUGGCCUGCCUACCAGGGUGGCCUGCCACCUAAGGUAAACUACACACAGCUGGGAAAGAUCUGCAACUUGUGGCGUAACUAUGGCGACAUCCAAGACACUUGGGACAGUGUCCUGAACAUUAUUGACUGGUUCUUCGAAAACCAGGAUGUCCUGAUACCUGUAGCAGGACCUGGAAUGUGGAACGACCCUGAUAUGCUGAUUGUUGGUGACUUUGGCCUCAGCAUGGACCAGUCUCGUACUCAGAUGGCUCUGUGGGCGAUUAUGGCAGCUCCUCUUUUCAUGUCCAAUGAUCUGCGCACUAUCAGCAGCGGGGCCCGCAGCAUCCUGCAGAACAAGAUGGCCAUCAGCAUCAACCAGGACCCCAUGGGCAUCCAGGGAAGACGCAUUGUAAAGGAGAAGAGUGGCAUUGAAGUGUUCUGGCGUCCCCUGUCAAACAAUGCCAGUGCAUUGGUGUUCUUCAGUCGCCGUAAUGACAUGCCCUACCGCUACCAGACUUCCCUCAGCAAACUCAACUACAGCGCUGGCAUCUACAAGAUCUUUGAUGUCUUCACUGGAAAUCCUGUGACGCUGAAAGACUCCACUGACUUUGUGGUGUCAGUGAACCCCACAGGUGUGGUCAUGUGGUACGUGUCUGCGCCCGCCAAACUGAACCUCCGUCAAUUCUACAAAGGUGGCAAACUCCAGAGCUUUGCAGACUAUGAUGAUGAAAACGCCAUUCCUCGUGUCUUUCUCUGACCACUUACUGAUUGAAUUUCAUCAUCUAAUAAUCACGUCGCUGUUUCUGCCUCAAUGCAGGGGCUCUUCAUAAAGUGUGAAAUUACAAGACUUCACUUGUACAUCAUCAGGUGCUCAAAGGAUUUUAUUCUCUGCUUAGCCAUGAUGUGCCAAUUAAUAGCUCUAAAUUGUGCUAUCUUAAAAGCAUGGCUAUCUAUUCUAAGUCAUGAAAUCACUGCAAGCUCAGGGACAGCUAUUUUGUCACUAAUCUGAAAUUCUUCUCUCAGGUUCUGCACUUACAACGUCAAACUUGAUCAAGUGAAAAGGUUAAAAAUAAAGCACACUUCCUGUUAUAGUGAGAAAAGCAAUGAUCUGGGACUCAAGCAAAGUGUUUCUGUACUAUCUCAGUUGGGAUUGGCAGAACUGAAAAACUGAUCAUACAUCAGCACUGCGGCUCAGACAGAAGCUUCCACUGCUCUUGUCGAAACCUUUCCUAUAAGGAAGCAGGAUAAUCUUAUGAUGUCUUGAACAAGGAAGCAUGAUGAACACUGCUGCCUUGCUAGCUUUUCUGAAUGUUUAUACUUGCAAUAAAUUUGUGGAAGGAUCACUGCUUUAGUCUUUCAAAAAUCCAGAUGUUUCACUCAGGAUGCUUGUCAUGAAUGUGUGGUGAAGGUUAAAUUAUUAUUAUUUUUUUUAAAGAAUGAUUCAGGGAAUUGUGUGUUUUCGUCUUCACUGAUGUUCAUAAAUUUAGUUCACUUUUCAAUCAAAAA
Molecule: messenger RNA, 2213 nt
Organism: Chelmon rostratus (copperband butterflyfish)
Lineage: Eukaryota; Metazoa; Chordata; Actinopteri; Chaetodontiformes; Chaetodontidae
Product: alpha-N-acetylgalactosaminidase-like
Exons: 9
Coding region: 160-1464 (434 amino acids)
Biological process (GO): glycosylceramide catabolic process; oligosaccharide metabolic process; glycoside catabolic process
Cellular component (GO): cytoplasm
Molecular function (GO): alpha-galactosidase activity
Source: RefSeq, a predicted model, not a curated record